Impatiens glandulifera is the source of this 1956-nucleotide messenger RNA. RefSeq names its product extensin-2-like. Gene Ontology annotation, molecular function: structural constituent of cell wall. Lineage: Eukaryota; Viridiplantae; Streptophyta; Magnoliopsida; Ericales; Balsaminaceae. The transcript has a single exon. The coding region runs from base 68 to 1948 and encodes 626 amino acids. Gene Ontology annotation, biological process: plant-type cell wall organization. The record is from RefSeq and is a predicted model, not a curated record.
UUCCAUUGUAAAUGCAUUCAUCCUUCACUAUUUCCAUUGAAUUCACCCAAAAAAAAAUAUAAAAAAAAUGGUUACUUAUAGGCCUUGGGCACUUUGUGCCUUGGCUGUAUGUUUGAUGGCGGCUAGUGUUGCAGCCGAAAAGAAAUAUGUAUACUCGUCUCCGCCACCUCCAUAUGUGUACUCGUCUCCACCACCUCCUUAUAAGUAUACAUCUCCGCCGCCGCCAUUAUAUAUUUACAAAUCUCCCUCACCGCAUCCUUAUAAGUAUACAUCUCCACCACCGCCUCCUUAUAAGUAUACUUCUCCACCACCGCCUCCUUAUAAGUAUACUUCUCCACCACCGCCAACUUAUAAAUAUACUUCUCCACCACCGCCACCUUAUAAAUAUACAUCUCCACCACCGCCACCUUAUAAGUAUACAUCUCCACCACCGCCGCCAUAUAAGUACACAUCUCCACCACCGCCGCCAUACGUUUACAAGUCUCCCCCACCACCUCCUUAUAAGUAUACAUCUCCACCUCCACCGCCAUACAUUUACAAAUCUCCCCCACCGCCUCCUUAUAAGUAUACAUCUCCACCCCCGCCGUCAUACAUUUACAAAUCUCCCCCACCGCCUUCUUAUAAAUAUACUUCUCCACCACCACCAUCAUAUGUGUACUCAUCUCCACCACCGUCGGCAUAUAUUUAUAAGUCUCCACCACCACCAUCAUACGUUUACAAGUCUCCCCCACCACCUCCUUAUAAAUAUUCAUCUCCACCACCACUUUCAUAUGUUUACAAGUCUCCACCACCUCCUCCAUAUGUGUACUCAUCUCCACCACCACCACCAUAUGUUUACAAGUCUCCCCCACCUCCUCCAUAUGUGUACUCAUCUCCCCCACCACCACCCUACAUUUAUAAGUCUCCCCCAUCUCCUCCAUAUGUGUACUCAUCUCCACCACCACCACCAUAUGUUUACAAGUCUCCACCACCUCCUCCAUAUGUCUACAAGUCUCCACCACCACCUCCAUAUGUGUACUCGUCUCCGCCACCACCACCCUACAAUUAUAAGUCUCCCCCACCUCCUCCAUAUGUCUACUCAUCUCCACCACCACCACCAUAUGUUUACAAGUCUCCCCCACCUCCUCCAUAUGUGUACUCAUCUCCGCCACCACCACCCUACAUCUAUAAGUCUCCCCCACCUCCUCCAUAUGUGUACUCAUCUCCACCACCACCGCCAUAUGUUUACAAGUCUCCCCCACCUCCUCCAUAUGUGUACUCAUCUCUGCCACCACCACCCUACAUUUAUAAGUCUCCCCCACCUCCUCCAUAUGUGUACUCAUCUCCACCACCACCGCCAUAUGUUUACAAGUCUCCCCCGCCUCCUCCAUAUGUGUACUCAUCUCCCCCACCACCACCAUAUAUUUAUAAGUCUCCACCACCACCGCCAUAUGUGUACUCAUCUCCCCCGCCUCCUCCAUAUGUGUACUCAUCUCCCCCACCACCACCAUAUGUUUAUAAGUCUCCACCACCUCCUUCUUAUAAGUAUUCAUCUCCACCACCACCAUCAUAUGUUUACAAGUCUCCACCACCUCCUUCCUAUGUGUACUCUUCUCCACCACCACCAUCAUAUGUUUACAAGUCUCCACCACCUCCUCCAUAUAAAUACUCAUCUCCACCACCUUCACCAUAUGUAUACAAGUCUCCACCACCACCUCCUUACAAGUACUCCUCUCCGCCACCACCAACUUACAUUUACAAGUCUCCGCCACCCCCUCCUUACGUAUACUCAUCUCCACCACCCCCUCCAUAUAUAUACAAGUCUCCACCACCACCUUCUUACAAGUACUCCUCCCCGCCACCACCAACCUAUUUUUACUCAUCUCCACCACCACAUCCCUAUGUUUACUCAUCUCCACCACCACCUUCUUACCUCUAUAAGUCACCUCCUCCACUUUAUUACAAGUGAUAUAUUCC